Messenger RNA from Monomorium pharaonis (pharaoh ant), 6116 nucleotides. Its product is annotated as transmembrane protease serine 11G. Gene Ontology annotation, molecular function: serine-type endopeptidase activity. Gene Ontology annotation, biological process: proteolysis. Bases 3615 to 5189 code for a protein of 524 amino acids. NCBI's taxonomy places the organism in Eukaryota, Metazoa, Arthropoda, Insecta, Hymenoptera, Formicidae. The transcript has 8 exons. The record is from RefSeq and is a predicted model, not a curated record.
GUAAACACUCAAGACAUUUUUUAAUUAAAGUUAAGCAAUUACAGGCAAUUUCAAAUAAUUGUUAUUUCAAAACGCGUGACAGCGUUUCUUUUUAGAUCUCUCGCCUUGUUAGCCGCCGGCUUUUAGUUACCAUUAGAAUCGAAAGGACGUGACAGGUAGAAACCCAAAUCUCGUUAGCGUGUGCUUUCUUUUCUCGUUUAUUAGUCCAUCUUCCGUUCUGCCCUUUAAUCUCCCAAUGCAUGCGAUGAUUCCUAGAAACUUCUUGAUCACUUAUCUUUCGUAUUCUUAUUAAAGAAGAUAGAUCAUUCCUGAUUUCUCAUAAAUUUUGUACGUAAAGGGAGAUCAAAUUGCUAUCGAUUUCGAAACACAAUUCAUAAUAAAAAGUAUUGUAUACGUAUCUUUUUCCCUUAUGGAAUUGUGUUUCGCGAUUGUCAACAAUUUGAUCUCUAAAGGAUCAAAUUGCAAGGGAAUAACACGACAUGUGACUGUACUUAUGUAAAAGUAACAAUUGCAAUUACUUCUUGACAGUUUGACAAAUAAACACGUAUUCACAUAUAUCUGCAUUAGUAUUUUAAGAUAUAAGAACCGUAGUAUAUAAUACCGUAUUAUUAUGUUAAUCUACGCAAAACGACAAAUCUAUGCGAAGUCUUAAUUAGCUCUACUCGCUUUAAAUCGAACUUCCUUCCUGCCGAAAAUACAUCGCGUAGAAAAGACCUUUUUUAGCAAGUAGGUAGCGUGCAAAAUAUCUCGCGAGUAUGCGUGCCAAAUUUACUCACGGAUCAGAAAAGGGAUAUGUACGAGGUACCUUAAAUGGUAAUGCCCCAGGCUUUUGCCCUCAAAUCGCGAUCUCUCCGGAUUUCAUUUUGUCUCUCUCUCUCUCUCUCUCUUUUAUCUCUCUCUCUUUAUCUCCUUUUGUCGCUUCCUACCAUUCUAGAGACACGUGCGCACUUUGCGUCUCUCAUUUCUUCUACGAUACGCCAUCAAGCAACGUAAACGUAUCUCAUAUUGAUCGAAUAUCUUCACGAAGAAAGGUCGUAAAGUUGAUACGUGACGCCAAGGAAUUGGAUGGUUCAUCGCGCUAAGUUUCCCCGUGUGUUAUUUUAAACAUGUCUAUUGGCACCUGUCUGAUUUUGAACAAUCCUAGUUGACGUAAUCGUUCUUUGCUCGUAUAAAUCACUGUCUCGUAUAAAUCUUUUCAUUGCCACUGUUUUCCUUCACGAAGACAUCGGAGGAUAAUAACACGCGUGCAAUAUGGUAAUACGAGCAAUACGAGCGAGAUGGAUUCUAAAAAUUCUCAGUCUAAUCAUAUUAGAAGCAUUACGUACACACUACAUUUAUCUUCCUUUGAAACUGUGAACGCGAAGACUCGUCGAUACGACGUUAGAUUAAUCUUACUCACGAGCAGGACGGAGAUUUUUCCUCGUUCUCGAGGAACUUUUGUACAAAAAAAAUCGCGAGGUAAAAAUUAUUGCCGAACAAUGACAAUUUCUCACCGACGUGUACUUUCAACUUUAUAUAAUUUUGAUUCUUUUCUUUCCAAUUUUUUUACAGUUACGCAAACGCCCAUUUCUCCACAAAAUAUUCAGUUUCUUGUUCGGUGCCUGAAAGACGGUCUGUCAAAAAAAAUUCACGGUGUUCUCUUUUCCAUCUGCAGCCUUUUUGCGGCGAGUCAAUUUUGCUUGCACGCGAACCUUACGUGCAGAAUGCAUACCUCGUGAAACGUGGUAUUUCUAUCACAAAGGAACGUAUUCGAGCAAUAAUGUCCCUUUCGGGCAGCGCCGAAGACGAAUUCUAGCACGCGAAUGACGAAAUGUACUGUUAAACGUAGUACAUACAAUGUACGUGUUAAGCACCCGGAAAUUCGAAAAGCUAGGAGACUCGAGUAUAUAUACAUUUGUUCAGUGUAAUUGAACGUGCAAUGAGCACAGAGACACUUCUAACGGUUUUCAACGUUAAAAAACUAUGUUACUGGACGCUUUGUCAUUUGCGAAAUGCGGACAUUUCUCUGAGGGAGUUACGAAUUUAAUUACGCUUUUCUUUCGUUUGCGGAUUCUCGGAUAAAACGUUUUGCCCGAGUUCUUCGUUAAUUUAUCGCUAUAACGUAGCUAAAUCUACUUUUUUAUUAAAAAAGAAAGAAUAAUUUAAUUUUAUGCAGACUAGAAUAAUUAAAUUCCUCAUUGCAUAUUUUCGAUUCUAGCAUAUUUUCGGUUCUAAAAUUAUGUUUUACUGAAUAAAAGAUUCGCGGAUCUUGCACGAAAAAAGAACAGCGUACAAUAGAUCGAGCAUGAUCCGUUAUUGCUACGAUCGACUUCAAAUUACAUUUCAUUCGGAGCAAUCAAUGACGCGUGGAUAAAUAGAUAGCCGACAUGCGUAAAAUGCUAGAGCGUGCUCCUCUCAAUCUCUCAGCUGGGUCGUGUCCCCUUCGGCGAAAUGUUAUGAAUAUUGGUUAAGAAAUCCUAGUUUAUACCUACAUUUAGAAUGCUACAUUAAACAAGAGAUGUCUGAAUUGUAUUCAUAUCUAAAUAUAAUGUAAAGACCGCAUGCAAAAAAAAUAAGAUAAGAAACGUAAUCACUUUUACCAUUUAAAUUCAUGAUUGAAAAGUCUAAUCGUUCGCCUAAUACUCCAAGGUACACAGAUUGUCGUUCGCUUCUCACGCGACGUUUACGUGUACGUCUCGUACGUGCGUGCGUGCGUGCGUCCCGCGUGGUACGGUGAAGGCAAUGGCCUGGACAGGUAUGUGGGUGAUGUCCGUUUUCUCGAGUAUCGGGCUUAAAGACGAGGACGGAAGACCGCUGGAUUUAUCUACCGAGUAUAUUCGAUAAAGAGAGAGAAAGAGAGAGAAAGAGAAAGAAAGAGCCUCUUUCCCUUUCGUGACUCUUCGUCCUCGUGUUCCCGCUUCUCUCCGCUCCUCUCGCGGGACGGACUCUCGCGAGAGUCCCGCUAUCCCUCUCCAGCUCCCGGAUCUCAGCGGCGGCGAGAUCCCGCCGUGCUGCGGCGUCUGCGGCACGGCGUCUAGAGGCUUAAUGAAACGUCGAACGGAAUCGAAUAUUUCUCAAGUUACUGGCCGUCUAUUACUCCUCGCCUCAACAAGCGUAUGCGCCGGGUAUUCGCAUGAAUUAACCUUUGUCCGGACAGGUCACGCGUAAUUCUCCCGCCUCGCUUCUCCACUUCUACGAAAUGGCUCCUGGUCCGCGGCCUUUGCGUCAAUUAUGCGGUGUUAAUAGGUUCAUUGAAUGAUCGAAGGAACGAUGUCGAGUUACCGCUUUGAAUCGGCACAAUGUGACGUGCAUAAAGUACUUUGACGCUUCAACAAUUUAACCUGAUGAUUGUUGUAGCGGAUGUAGAACAUCGCUCAACAAUAGUAAACAAUUUUAACGAAAUAUCCAUUGUACAAAUUACAAUAGAAACUUUAUUGCAAGUUUGCAAACUUUUAAAAAUAUUUAUCGUAUAUAUGUAUAUAUAUGUAUAUAUUCCAUUUUUUUAAGGAAAAAAAUUUUUUCUACAAAUUUUAAUGCAGUAUUAGAUAAUUAACUUGCUAUGCGUCUAAUGAUAGCAGUAAAAAUAUAAUUACGUCUCAACAUUUUUCAUCAAAUUAUUCCUAUGCACGUAAGAAAUGUGCGCGUCAUGCGAGCGCCUAAUGGAAGAUGUCCAGCUUGAAGGAGCGUUUGCGUGGUUCCGUAUAGUACAGGCGUGUGUGUAUAUAAGUGACGGUUUUCCAUAUUUCGAAGUCAUUGUGCGGUCUCUGGCUGUCGAGGUUGUCUUUACUAAAAAGCCGCAGUUGCGCGUUGUCGUGACUUGUCGUAUAACGAGAACAGGUGCACUGACGCCAAUUUCAAUGACGCACAUUAACAUCCAUCAAUUUGUAUUGUUCCUUUUAUUGUGUAUCCUUCAGUACUGCCGAUGUCUUCCCGCCGGUUCUCAAAACAUCGCAGAUCCGGUGGUGGUCGAAAAUCAGGAAUGGCGAACGUAUCCUCGACAUACGGAACUGCUUCGAUUUUCGGGAAACAUUUCUCAUCCGUAUCUUCGCGAUAAACGCGAUCUAAAGAAAACUUAUCAAGCUUGUAUCGCGCCAGGUAACCGAGACGGCCACUGCAAGCAUUUUCAAGCUGGAUGCAUGGCUCUCACUGCAUCUCGGUCACUGAAGGACUUUGGCUUGAAUCUUGUGGACUAUAUGUGCAUAAUUGAGGAGACGUACAUUGGUUUGUGCUGUCCAGACAGCCAGGAAAGUAUCGUGAACGAAAACACAAUACGAUCGAAAAAAUCAUUCUACGAUAAUUUAGCUAGCAAGUUACCGACGAUUGCGAAUCUCGAUGACAAUGAGGAAGAGUGGGAUGAAACCUACAGAAACGAGGACGAGAAUAGGCUGUCUGUCAACAAGACAGGCAAUGCGAAUUUGCGGAAAGACCUGAUGCCGGCCAAGCAAGAGACUAGGAAGCCACGAAAGCCUAGAGGGUGCGGCACUACCGCGAGAACAAAGACCAAAAUCGCGGGUGGCCACCCUGCUAAUCCUAAAGAGUGGCCGUGGAUGGCGGCUCUUCUCAGACAAGGUGCGAUUCAGUAUUGCGGAGGUGUAUUAAUCACCGAUAGACACGUACUUACCGCCGCACACUGUGUUUACAGGUUCAAAUUACGCGACAUUACCGUGAGACUCGGCGAGUAUGAUUUCACAACGUCCGAGGAGACGCGGGCGUUGGAUUUCACGGUGUCGGAGAUACGGAUACACAGGGACUUCAAAUUGAACACCUACGAGCACGACAUCGCUAUCAUUAAGAUCCAUCGACCGACCGUCUUCAACAGCUAUAUCUGGCCGAUCUGUCUUCCGCCCAUUCAGCAAUCGUUCGAGUCGAAAAACGCCAUCGUUACCGGCUGGGGCACGCAAUAUUACGGAGGACCCGCUAGUUCAGUGCUGCUGGAAGCCGAGAUCCCGGUAUGGCCCCAGGAAAGAUGCGUUCGCAGUUUUACGCAACUGAUCCCGAAUACCACUCUGUGCGCCGGCGCUUACGAGGGCGGCCGUGACUCCUGUCAGGGCGACUCGGGCGGUCCGUUGCUGCAUCAACUUGCCAACGGCAGAUGGGUCAACAUCGGGAUAGUAUCCUGGGGAAUUCGCUGCGGUGAACCCGGAUAUCCGGGGAUAUAUACCCGCGUUAGCUCUUACCUUGAUUGGAUAUUUGCGAACGCCGUGUUUUGAGAGUUACAUACCACCAGCCGCCACUCACACGUGCCAAAGAUUUUUCUACUUUUAUACAUUUAGAAUUUCUUGCACUUAAAACAACAUUCAUUUGACAAAACGAUCCUUCCGGCUCCGAUCGACGGCGCAAAAGUGAAUUUAUUCAAACGGCUACCCAAUCGGACGCCGAAUUGACUGUUAAAAACAAUCUUGAAAACGAUUAAACUUUAUUUUCGGAAUAUUCAUUGGUACAUCGUUGAAAGAGAGAUUGACACAGAUAGAAUUUCACUCUUUGCGAUGCGUCACAUCCCCUCGUGCCCACCACAUCACGUUUACAACAGGGGCAACCGCGGAGUAUCAUCAGCCACCUGCACCGUUUCGUACAUUAAACACGGGUAUGCAAUCGCGACCGCAUGUGCACAUACCUAUCUCGUGUGUAGUACGUAUAAAUGUACGUGUGUGCGUGUAUAUGUGUAUGUGUGUGUCUUUCGCAGUAUAUGCACUCCCGCAUAUUGGUUAAUUAAUUUCUUAGACUCGUUUCGCGAGAGGCCCAGCCUCCAUCCAUUUCACGAACAUUCGCCCUAAACAUUGACGUUAGCUAUGGUAACUUUUGCUUCUGCAGCCAUAUACAUAGAUAUAUAAUCUAAUCUCGUAACAUAUACAUGUACCUGCGUAUACAUAUAUAUCUUUUUUUUUUGUUCUCUUUUGUAUAUUUAUAUAUAACAUCCUUACACAUAUAGGUACGGAAUUGUGUUGUUUGCUUGGAUCUCGCGACGCGUUGCGAACGGUAAUGUUUGCCGUGUCGGGUAUGCGACGAUAAACACUGUGGCCGAGCUACGUCUUUCAUGAUGCUUACUUGUAAUCCGAUGAUUUCGCAGAUGAGUUCGGAAGGAUCAGAGGAGUUCGAAAAAUAUUUUACCGCAAAUAAAAAUCUUAUAUAUAUUGGAA